GAACUUGUAAUCUUAAAAAAAAAGGCUGAGUUGUGACGUCAGGACAAGGCAGUACGUACGAAUCCCAGUAAUCUUAAAAAAAAUUGUUUAUGCUUCGGAGGAAGGAUAUCGAUGAGUGGGCCUAGUACAGGCCUAAGCUAAACUGCAGACCCAACGAGAAGGAUAGUUAUACGACCCAAAACAAGGUCGAGAGGGAGACUCUCUAAGACCAAAAAUACAAAUUUCUUUUAGCGCAGCAGUCGCCAUGGACGCAUCCGUGAUCAAAGGUGUGGAAGGUCUGGAACUGAACGGUAGUGAUGCAGCGAUUCGAAAAAGCAGUAUUAGCAGGAUUGCGGUUGAGGGAUACGACACCACCUCCCAUCCUAGGGUGGAUGUUGAAGAGGCCCUGAGAAAACACUUUGCAUCACGUGGAAUAAAGCUAAUACAUGCUUCUGCUCCCGAAAUCGACAUCGAUUUCACUAUUCUCUGCAGAUACGCCUUAAUCUAUGUUAACGAAGAAGAUGAAGCAGAGGCGUUGAAGCUUGAUGGAAGUGACAUGGGAGGACGUAUUUUACGAGUUACGGCUUACCCUUUUGGCAACAAUCGCCUUGAGCAUUUAUUGUCUCCUACCAAAGCACAAGACGAUUACCUACAGCGCACGUUGGAUGUUACAGGAUUUGAUACUUCCAUGGCUAAGGAUGAUGUUAAGGAGAUGGUACGUAGGGUUUUCCCUCGAACCGGUUCCGGUUGUUCUGUUUUCGGGGAUGGGCGUGUUUUCGUUUAUCUCCGUGGACGAGAUGCUAUUGACAAGGCUCUGAAACUUAGCGGAGGUUCUGUGGGAGGCUUUAAAAUUGUAGUUAAUGAGGUCCUCCCAAUACAGAAGUUGGGCGGUGGCGGUGGCGUAUCUCGAGCAAGUAUGUUGGCUAUGGCUGAGAGAGAUAAAGCAGCUAGGUUGGCUAUGGCUGAGAAAGAUAAAGCAAUGCCAUGUGAGGGAAAUCAGAAGGCGAUCAUGACUACGGACUAGAAAUCUCUCUCCCUCUCAAAUGCGCUGUCUCGUGUUAUUAACUUGUCUUGCAAUGCCGCCACCUUCUUUUCUCUUGUCUGGAUGUUGAAUGUUAUGUUUUGUCUAGAUUUUGAAUAUGUUUCUAUGCGUGUGUUGUUUU
Raphanus sativus (radish) is the source of this 1142-nucleotide messenger RNA. Its product is annotated as nucleolin 1-like. The coding region runs from base 245 to 1003 and encodes 252 amino acids. NCBI's taxonomy places the organism in Eukaryota, Viridiplantae, Streptophyta, Magnoliopsida, Brassicales, Brassicaceae. The transcript has 6 exons. The record is from RefSeq and is a predicted model, not a curated record.